Messenger RNA from Arachis stenosperma, 1383 nucleotides. RefSeq names its product F-box/kelch-repeat protein At3g23880-like. Gene Ontology annotation, molecular function: protein binding. The transcript has a single exon. Lineage: Eukaryota; Viridiplantae; Streptophyta; Magnoliopsida; Fabales; Fabaceae. Bases 1 to 1266 code for a protein of 421 amino acids. The record is from RefSeq and is a predicted model, not a curated record.
AUGAGGAGGGGUCCGAAUCCUGAUGAUGUUGAUGUUGAUACUGAUGCUGUUCCGAGGAAGGGGAAGGUUGUCACGACAAAACCACCAGCUAUCCUUUUGGACGAGCUCAUAGAGGAAAUCCUGCUGAGGAUACCGGCGAGGUCUCUCGUUCGAUUAAGGAACAGCGUCUGCAGUUCAUGGAGAACCCUAAUUUCCAGUUCUCAAUUUGCCAAGGACCACCUUCGACGUUCAAUGGCGGUGGAUCCAGCCUUGACCCACCCGCGUAUUGCCUAUUAUAGCCAUACCUCCUUAUACCCCACAAUCGGAGUGUUCUCCGUACGAUCUGUGAUGGAGAACCCUCCCCAUGAACCCACUAAAGUAGUUCCCUAUGACUAUGAGGGAAGCUUCCGCCUCAUCAUUGGCUCUUGCAAUGGAUUGAUGUGCUUGCACGAUGAAGAGGGCCAGGCCAUGCUGUGGAACCCCUGCACUGGAUUCACUUCUCAGCCGCUUGAAAUUGGAUGUCUCCUCUCCAUUUGCGGAUUCGGUUAUGAUCAUGUGAAUGACAAGUAUAAGCUUUUCGCAGUGGUGAAAAAGAAAUCAGGCGAAUCCGUCUCCAGAAUGUUUACAUUCGGCCCAAAUUCUACCUGGAGAACAAUCCCGGAUUUCCCCCAUAAACUUCGUGACCGCAAUUACAGAGGUUCUAUGGUGGAUCUUGUAGGGCUUUUUGUAAGUGGCACUGGCACUCUUAAUUGGCUUUUUCACCGCUAUCUUAGUUUUGUGUGGGUUCUUUCCCUUGACUUGGUCAAAGAGACUUAUAGUCAGUUUUCCCUUCCCAGCAGGGAUUCAGAUGAUGAUCACCGGGUGGCUCCCCAAUUGGGUAUCUUGAGGGAUUCUCUUGCGGUUUGUUAUGAGACUAAGAAAACUCAUUGGACUGUUUGGUUGAUGAAGGACUAUGGAGUUCCUCAGUCUUGGACUAAAUUGGCCAUAAUCCCCCACCACCCGCGACUCGAUCGUCGUCCUUCAAGCCUACGGCCUAUAUACAUGUUGAAAAAUGUUCUUCUUGUGUUUACUCCGUGUGGCGAGUUUGUUUUAUGUAACUUAAAUGAUGGCAGCAUAGAUUUUCCUAAUAUUGACAGCUCCAGUGAUUACAUGCCCAGACCUCGUCCUUUAACUCAGUACUCAUAUGAAAGGAUCUUUCAACUCUAUCAUGAAAGCUUAGUUUCACCGUCGCACUUUGGUCUUCCAAGUUGCUCAUCUGAGAUGCGGCUAAUGAAGCCAAGCCUAUAAUCUCUUGAAGAUGUUUUCCUACACUAUCUCUUGAAUCCAUAACUUUAUUAUGAUUAAUGUAGUGCCUUGUUUUUUUUGUAUUUUAUAGACUCUGGCUUCAUGUUUAAUGUUUUUUAA